Bactrocera latifrons is the source of this 3821-nucleotide messenger RNA. It is a transcript of the gene Mnn1, whose product is annotated as menin. The record is from RefSeq and is a predicted model, not a curated record. Bases 481 to 2844 code for a protein of 787 amino acids. Gene Ontology annotation, molecular function: chromatin binding; transcription cis-regulatory region binding; Y-form DNA binding. The transcript has 6 exons. Gene Ontology annotation, biological process: negative regulation of cell population proliferation; negative regulation of cell cycle; regulation of transcription by RNA polymerase II. Gene Ontology annotation, cellular component: chromatin; histone methyltransferase complex; nucleus. Lineage: Eukaryota; Metazoa; Arthropoda; Insecta; Diptera; Tephritidae.
UUAAGACGUCAUUUAAUGUUUUGUAAACAAUUCGCAAGUGGCUAGGAAAAUCGAAAUAGAGUUGAAAGCAAAAAAUAUAAAAUGCGAGUUGCAGGUGGCGAUUUCAUAUAUGUAUAUAAUGUGAAUUGCAAUUUUUAUUUGACUAUGGGAAUCAUAUAAAUAAAAUGCUAACAAGGCAUUUAAAUGUGUUAGGAACUAUCGCUAUUUCAUUACGUUGUAAUGUUGGUUUUCCAUAUGGAGAUAUUUAAAAAAAAGCUAUGAGUUACGACGAUGUUAACAUUAGCAACAAAGCAGUAACGAAUAAAACAGAGUAUAUAACGAAAAAGAGGUGAAGCUCUAAAUAGAGCAACGGGAAAAGUUGUUUGUCAACUUGUGGCGUCCCCCAUUUUCAUCAAUAAAAGUGUUACUAGGUUGGUUCAUUGUAUCAAUAAUAAUUUAUAAAGAUCUUUGAAUUAAAUAAAAUAUAAUUGUGCAAAUACAAUGUCCACUGUGACUCGUAGUGCAAGUGCGAGCCCAUCUGUUGGUCAUUCUAAUAAUCAACAAAAUCAGCAUAACCCAACGGAGAGACAAAAUUUUCCCCAUUCAGUAGUUGAUCCUAGUAAUUUUCCCCUUAAAUCUAUAACCGAUGUUGUCAAUUUUUUUCGGAGAUCACUUGAAGCGGGUUCCUCAGCAGGUGGAAGUGAACCCGAUUUAACAUUGCUUUCAAUUGUUGCCGGUUAUAUCGAGCUUUCAUUAACUACAGGCGACGCUGCAUUAGCUGCGGAACAUGCAUUAUCAAAUGCGGCUUCGAAUACCACUAUAUCUUCACCUCCACUUCUUGCAGCUGUUGUUGGCAGUCCUUUAUCAUCAGUUUCUUACUUAGCACAAAACUGUGGCAUUAUAAAAAGCAACAGUGUACCUUUUCCAGUUGUAACAUACGAGCUUGUCUCAGGUUUAUAUAAGAAAUUUCAAAGCAUACUCUCUGUUGUUGAUAAACCUAAAUCAGCUCAAAAUCGCCAAGCAACACGUGAAAUCAUCAAAAAAGUGUCUGAUGUAAUAUGGCACUCAUUAAUAAGAAGCAGUUAUAAAGAUCGAGCUCAUUUACAAAACUUAUAUAGUUAUUUAUCGGGCAAUAAGUUGGACUGUUUUGGUGUAGCGCUAGCUGUUGUCGCUGGUUGUCAAUUGUUAGGGUAUCGUGACGUACAUCUGGCUAUAUCUGAGGAUCAUGCUUGGGUUGUAUUUGGCUCCAAGCAAAUUGAAUGUAUCGAAGUGACGUGGCAUGGCAAAGGAAGUGAAGAUAAACGCGGACAGGACAUAACAGCCGGCAUAGAAUCUGGUUCGUGGUUGUAUCUCAGUGGAGUGCCAGUUGUAUGUGAUAGAGCUAUGGAAGUUGCUGCUGUUGUAUCAGCUAUAAAUAUAUCAAUGACAACUAAUAGCGAUUGCGUUGAAGUUGCAGAUAUGCAACAAAAAUUACUUUGGCUAUUGUAUGAUAUGGGUCAUUUAACAAAGUACCCUAUGGCAUUGGGAACACUUGGUGAAUUAGAAGAAAUCUCUCCCUCACCUAAACGAAUAUCUUGUGAACAACUUUAUAAGGAGGCAAUACAGUCAGCACGCACAUUCUACCACAAUCAUCACGUUUACCCUUACACUUAUCAGGGAAAUUUUUAUAAUCGACUUUUGAAAUAUCGUGAAGCGUUUGCUUCUUGGGCCAAUGCGGCGGAUGUCAUACGCUUAUAUACAUACAGUUGUCGCGAUGAUGAGGAAAUAUAUAAAGAACUUUUGGAUAUUGCAAACGAGAUGAUACCACAUGUUAUGAAGACAGAAAGUUCGGGUCAUUCUGCAAGAAGCAUUCUACGCGAUUCUGAAGUAUUUGCAAAUUUAUUGCGAUUCUAUGAUGGGAUUUGUCAGUGGGAGGAAGAUAGUUUAACACCAAUACUACAUAUUGGCUGGGCUAAACCGCUAGUAAACAAUAUAACAAAAUUCGAUUAUGACAUAAGAUCACAAGUAGUAAUUAAAGUCCCGGAAGAUGAAGAAAUUGCAUCUACAAAAAAAUCAAGUGAAGCAACAACUUCCUCAUUAAAGGAAGAUACAACAGCUAAUGAGGCGCCGAAAUUGGAAAGGAAACAUGUAAUUGUGGAUGUAAAGAAAGAUGAAACAAAUAACUGUAAUAUCAAUAAUAAUAAUUUCAAGAAGGAAGAGAAGUCUUCGGGGGAUGUGAAAAAAGCCGAUAUUACAGCCACAUUAGCAGAUUUAACUGCCGCGUGUGGUGAGAAAAUCUUAAAUCCAGAUUUUUUAUUACAGGGAGGAGGCGAGCCUUUUGCUGAACAAAAGAAACACAUGGAACAGCGACAGAAUGUCUGUAAAAAUGAUUCAACAAAUGGCAUAAAAAAUGUGCCGAAUAAAGAUACUCUUGUCACAAAUGUCGUCCAAAUGGAUAUAUCAAACACCAAUACUAAGUCGUUGCAAGGAAAUGAAAAAGAAUCAUGCGCAGAGAUAAAAACACACUCACCUACCGAUGAGGAUCCCUUCGAGUUUAUGAUGAAACGUCCGGUAAUUACACUUUAUAGUCAGAAAAUGAAGGGUCUGAAAGACCUGUUGUUGGCCGAAAAAUUAAACACUCAUGCAAUUUCGCUGCAAGUUACCGCCCAAUCUGUGGCGAGCAAAAAGAUACGAGGAAUUGAUAAGCUGGGUAAUCACACGACAACUUCAACGUACGCCACAGCUCAUGUACCAGGCAAUAAUUUGCAAUCACUUCAUACAAAUUAUAAUGCAGUUUUAAGCGAUAGCAAUACCAAUUCAAAUGAUAAUGGUAGCGCUGCUACUACAAUUGCUGCUUCACGCCCUAAGCGCUCGCGACGCGAAUAAAUAUUUUGGCAGAGGUAAGCACACUAAAAAUGCUGUAAGGAAGCUUCUUCUUCUAUAUGUAUAUGUAUGUGUAUAUAGAUGCUGGCUAUGAUAGGGUUUUAUAAAUAUUUAUACCUAUUUUUUGUAUUUUUAAUUUUCAUAACAUUUCCACAUGAGUCGUGCUUUAGCAAAAAUUUUUCCAAUUUUAUAUAAUACAUAUGUAUGUAAUCAGAUAUGAAAAUCAUAGAGCAUUUAUUCGUUGAAAACUUUCGUUGAUUAUAUAGAUCUUCGGCGCAUUUAACCUUCUUUGUAAAAUGUUUUUGAUUUUGAACCCUUUAUCACUGAUCAUUUGAGAUGCUCAAAUAGGCCAAUCCCGGUAUUGGGACUAAUACUAUUAUAUUUCUGGUAUAUAAGAAUAUUUUCUUCUUUAGAGAUGAAUAAUACGGAAAAAUAGUUGGAAUAAAGUUGACAGUAACAACGCAACCACAGAACGAUCGUUUUCGACUUAAAGGAGACCCAAAAGUUAUCUUAGGAAUACGAAAUACAAAAUUAUUAAUUUUCGUGUAUCAAACCCGGAAACUUUCCGCCACUGUUGUUGCCACUAUUCGCCAAAAUUGAAAUUUUGGAUUAUAAAACUUGAUUAUAUUUUCAUAAUAUUUUUUUUAUGGAAAAGUUUUUGCAAGUACGUCUUUGUCAUUUAUAUCUUCUUUUCAAUCUUAGAAAAUAUUUUAAAUAAAGAUUUAAUACAAGCCAUCUUCGAUUGGCCCAAACUUGGAGAAUGACAAAUCGAACACACUACUAGCAUAAAUCAAAUAGACUGACAUAAGGAAAUAGGGUUAAAAUAGAGAGAUGUUCUACUCUCUUAUAAUGAAUUGAUUUGGUUAACUUUGUUGUUGCUUUGACAUGUAAAUUUGAGAGCAUAGCUCAGAACAUUACGAACACAGAAGUGGCGACUAAUUUUUUUACUACUAUUUACCGAACCAAAUAGUUAGAUCGCC